Topomyia yanbarensis is the source of this 2042-nucleotide messenger RNA. Its product is annotated as inhibitor of growth protein 1. Gene Ontology annotation, biological process: positive regulation of DNA-templated transcription. The transcript is spliced from 3 exons. The record is from RefSeq and is a predicted model, not a curated record. Lineage: Eukaryota; Metazoa; Arthropoda; Insecta; Diptera; Culicidae. Gene Ontology annotation, cellular component: nucleus. Bases 216 to 1577 code for a protein of 453 amino acids.
CACAAAAGCGAGCGUAAAAAAAGGAACGCAAAGAAAAUAGCAAGAAAACGGAAUUGUGAGAAAAAUACGUUUUUCGAUGGUGCCUCGCAGCUACUGGAUAGGAUUUGUUCUGUGAAAUUUGACGAAUUUGUGGUUUUUGCGUGAUAGUACUAAUUUUGUACGUCACGGUGUGUUUAGGAAUUGUGCGUACAUCGAAUGAGCCACUUGGCGAAACAAUGAUCAGUCAGGUAACUGUGGAAGCGCAUCAUUCGGCCACCUACGUGGAAAAUUAUUUGGACUCGGUUGAGAAUCUCCCGGACGAUGUCCAGCGGCACCUGUCCCGAAUACGGGAAAUCGACGUCCUGUACCGGAACCAUUUGCGGGAUGUGAGUGUGUAUUAUGACCAGUGGAGCAGCAUGAAUGGGUCUCCGGGCCAGCUGAAUGGCGGCGGUGCUGGCAGUGAUUCUUCGCAGCCCUCUACAAUCGAACCGAGUAACGCUUCCAGAAGGGUCAUGGCUCGUAUUCAGCAGGGCUUGAUAGCGGCUCAGGAGCUGGGUGAUGAGAAGUUGCAGAUUGUGCAGUUGCUGCAGGAUCUGAUUGAUCAUAAGACGCGUCAGUUGGAUCAGGAUUUCAAGAAUUUGGGAAGCGAUUUCUUCUCGAGAUUGGACUAUAAUCGAGAGGAGAAACUGACCGAGGGACAGCAGAAGGAAAUCCGUGCCAAUAGUCCGGGGUCUGCAUGCUCACCCAACAACGUCAAUUCGUCUCCGGCAGCUUUUUCAGUUGCCACCGGAAAUGGGCAAAGCAGCACGUCUGGUUCAAAUGGUGGAAACGGAACGGUGGCUAAUUCCGGUAAUGGAAGCUUCACCGCAAACAGUGGCACCAAUGAAAAUGGCAACAAUGGAACUGGAUCCGGUGGAAGCACUACCGGAACUGGUGGAAAUGGUGGCAGUGGUGCUGGUAGUGGGAUUACAAAUACCGCCACUGCUGAGCGCGGUUCGAAACGUGCACGUCGAACACGGAACGAGCAGAACAGUGGCAGCGCCAACGGUUCCAGCACGCCGAAUUCCAACUCCGGAGCACACAUACCAAUGGACAUUGACCCGAUCGAUACGAGCAAUGUGAAGCAGGAAGUGAGCAGCAGCAGUGGAGUAGGUCAAGCAUCCGGAAGUGGCACCACCGGCAGUGGUACAACGGGCAAAGCUAAUUCCUCCGGUCAGGCGAGUGGUGGCGGUGGCGGCGGAGGCGGUCAAGGCAAAAAGGGUGGCGCCGGUUCGGGGAAGAAGAAAAAACGGAAGACCGGCAGAGGACAGGCACGGGAGGCGCGCGAGGAUACACCACCACCAGAGGAAACCAUCGAUCCGGAUGAGCCGACGUACUGCUUGUGUGAUCAGAUCUCCUUCGGUGAGAUGAUCCUCUGUGAUAACGAUCUGUGUCCGAUCGAGUGGUUCCACUUUAGCUGCGUCGCCCUGAUGUCCAAGCCGAAGGGUAAAUGGUUCUGUCCCAAUUGUCGCGGUGACCGGCCGAACGUGAUGAAACCGAAGGCGCAAUUUCUGAAGGAACUCGAACGCUACAACAAGGAGAAGGAGGAGAAAACCUAAAUAUUGUUAUUGGUUAUCAUUUUUCGUAGCAUUAUUUUAUCAAUUUUUGUUUUCGUUUGCUACUGAAAAUAGAAGGCUACAAAACCGUUCGCGAUCCUGAAUAUUUCGGGUUCGAAACCAACCAUUGUCAGAAGCUCCAAUUUUUCGACAACAUAUUAAAAAAUCGAUCAUUUCAAAAAUUUUAUUGGAUGAACAUUUCUAUUAGAGCGUAGCAUUCUUUUUAAGGAAUAUGUUUAAGGAUUAGACGAUAAUUUCUGAGAGGUUUAUUUCCUUACUUCCAAGGAUGAAAGUGGCCACUUUAUACUAUUUAUGUUUUACAUUCUAAAGUUUGCAGUUAAAAGUAAGAGACAGUUUUAACGGAACGUAUUUUCCCAUGCGAGACGAAACACAUCUCACAGACAGAAAACAAAACAACAAUUUACAAACGUGUAUUGUAUUGCGAAAAAAAAGUAAGAAAUAAAAUGA